Bipolaris victoriae FI3 is the source of this 477-nucleotide messenger RNA. RefSeq lists its product as hypothetical. The record is from RefSeq and is a predicted model, not a curated record. The transcript has a single exon. NCBI's taxonomy places the organism in Eukaryota, Fungi, Ascomycota, Dothideomycetes, Pleosporales, Pleosporaceae. The annotation marks the transcript as partial.
AGACGACGACGUAAGUGGGCGGUGGGCCAAGCGGUCAAGCGGCCAACGGGAAAAGGGAAUGUGAGAAGCAGGCCGGGUAAAGAUCAAGAGAGAGAGAUGGCGGCGACGCAGACGCAGACAAGAAGACGACGCAAAUGCUGCAGCAGCGGCGGCAACAACAACAAAGCGCACGGCAGCACGAGCAUGUGCGAGGCCAGCCAGCCGGGGGUCCACCAGACUUAUGAGGCUGGUCUGAUGCGUGCAAUGACAAUGCAAAUGUCGGCCGUCGUGCCCCUUUCGUGCCCGUGGGCUUGGCUGCGAAGGGGGAGCGACAGGGCCAGCAGAGGGCCAGCCAGAGCCCAGCAAAAGGUCCAGCCACAGCCCGCCCGGCCAAUCACAGUCCGUGAAGCCAUGACGCCACUGCUCUGCACCCCCGCGCCACACCCCCGGCCAGCCACGCCAGCGGGAGGCGCGCGUCUAUAUUACAUAGGCCGCUAA